Messenger RNA from Perca flavescens (yellow perch), 3503 nucleotides. RefSeq names its product nucleotide-binding oligomerization domain containing 1 (gene nod1). The transcript has 12 exons. Lineage: Eukaryota; Metazoa; Chordata; Actinopteri; Perciformes; Percidae. The coding region runs from base 213 to 3035 and encodes 940 amino acids. The record is from RefSeq and is a predicted model, not a curated record. Gene Ontology annotation, molecular function: protein binding. Gene Ontology annotation, biological process: regulation of apoptotic process.
UAGUAAAGGUAGAAGAGUUAAAAAGUACUACAUUUUCGUGUGCACAUGAAAGUAGCACGGUUGUGAAAUUGUUGAGAGAAAUGACGCGGGUGCUUCUGAAUGCUUUCACUUCCUACAACAGAAAGAACAGCGGACUUUUCUCUUAAUACAUCCACGGACCGACACAGCAGACAUGGCGAACACAAAGUAACAGUCACUGUUGUGCAGCAAAUAUGGGUCAGAUAGAAGAAUCCCGGGCGUCGUGCCUUAACACCCUCACCUACCACAGAGAGCUGCUGGUGUCCAGGCUGAGGAGCGUUCAGUGCAUCCUGGACAACCUGUUGGCCUGUGGCUUCGUCUGUGAAGAAGAUGUUGAGAUCGUACAGCGAACCAUCACCAAGCCAGAACAGGUGCGCAAAAUCCUGGAUCUAGUCCAAUGCAAAGGGGAGGAGGCCUGUGAAUACUUUAUUUACAUCAUAUAUAAAGUAUGUGACGCGUACAUAGACCUGCAGCCAUGGCUGAAAGAGAUAGACUACACCCCGAGCAGGGAUGUUACGGUGAUGACAGUGGUUAACACAGAUCCCAUCAGCAGGUACUGUGAGAAGUUGAGGCAUGAGAUGAUCCGGGACACAUGCUUUAUCAUGUCAUACGGCCAGCAAGAGGAGAGCCGUCUGGAGGACCUCUACACUGACACAUUGAUGGAACUGUUGAACGACUGCAAUGAGAGUUUGGGCUUCUUAGAGAGUCUGGACCAGCUCCUAGGAGACCAUGCAGUCUUCAAUCCCCAAGGGGAAACCAUCUAUGUGAUGGGGGAUGCCGGUGUGGGCAAAUCCAUCCUCCUACAGAAGCUCCAGAACCUCUGGUCCAAGAAAGAGCUGCAGACGGACGCCAUCUUCUUCUUUAAGUUCCGCUGUAGGAUGUUCAGCAUCAUCAAGGACACAGAACAGAUCUCCCUCCGAGACCUUUUGUUCAAAUACAACUGCUCUCCAGAUCAAGAUCCAGACCAUGAGGUGUUCGACUACAUCCUGCGCUUCCCGGAGAAGGUUCUUUUUACAUUCGAUGGCUACGAUGAGAUUCAGACGAAUGACCUGAUGAAUGUUGCUGAAGUGGUGUCUCCAGAAGCCAAGGCGCACCCCCUCCAGCUGCUCGUCAGCUUGCUCUGUGGGAAACUACUCCAGGGCUCCCAUAAGGUGCUGACGGCCCGGACAGGGACCGAGAUCCAGAGCAGGGUGAUCAGGAAGAAGGUGGCUCUGCGCGGCUUCUCCCCAGCUCAUCUGAAGACCUACAUCCAUCUGCACUUCAAGGAGCAGGAGCACCGAGAGCUGGUGUCAGUCCAGCUGGAUGCUAGCCCCCACCUCUGCGGCCUCUGCUCCACCCCGCUCUUCUGCUGGAUUGUAUUCAAGAGCUUUAGGCACCUGCACACCAUGCACGACAGCUUCCAUCUGCCUGAAACCUGCAUCACACUCACGGACAUCUUCCUGCUGCUGUCUGAGGUGUUCCUCAGCCGCUCGGCCUCGCCUGCCCCGUCCCUGCUGAAGAAAAGCAGUCGCUGUGCUUCGGACACAUUCAAAGCCGGGCUCCGGCCUCUCGCAGCAUUUGCCAAACUAGCACUUCAGGUUUUGGAGAGAGGUAGCUUCAUUUGCAGCCAAGAGGAGAUCAGUGCGUGCGGCCUGACAGAGGAGGACCUGACCCUGGGCUUUCUUCGACCCGUCAGUGAGUACGACGCCAGUGGAGGCCCUGCUACGUUUGAAGUCCUUCAUAUCACCCUCCAGUCUUUCCUGGCGGCAUUUGCUCUGGUGUUGGAUGAGCAGGCUGCUGCCAGCUCCAUCCUCAAGUUCUUCACCGAGUGCAGCAGGAAAAGAGAACCGUCCUGUCUGCCUUUUGACUUCUGCAUCUGUGGCUCCUCAGAGUCCAGUGAAAAGCAUCCAUUUGCAACUAAUGACCACCUUCAGUUCACUAAUCUGUUCCUGUGUGGACUGCUGUCCAAGGCUCACAGUGGCCUGAUGGAGCAUCUGGUGUCUCCAGUGUUAUUAAAGAAGAAACGGGCCUUACUGAAGUCCUACCUUUCCACCAGUGUAAAGUCCCACCUCCAUGGCUUACCCCACUACAACGGCGAAGAGGGCAGGAAAGUUCAUGUUCUGCCCAACUUCCUGUGGAUGCUGAGGUGCAUCUUUGAAACGGGGAGCAAAGACAUUGCUCAGAUGACAGCGAAAGGCAUCACAGCGGGCUUGAUCAAGCUGGGCUACUGUAACGUGUACUCAGGGGACUGCACGGCCCUGAACUUUGUGCUGCAGCACCGGCAGAAGCUGCUGGGCCUCGACAUGGACAACAACAACAUCAGCGACUAUGGGGUGAUGCAGCUGAGGCCCUCCUUCAGUAAGAUGACGGUAGUGAGAUUGUGCGUCAACCAGCUGUCUGACAGCAGCAUGGAGGUUCUGACAGAGGAGCUGUGUAAGCACAAAGUGGUGGAGGUCUUGGGGCUUUACAACAACCACAUCACAGAUGUUGGAGCCAAGCUGGUUGCUCAGAUUAUUGAGACAUGUCCAAAGCUGCGAGUCCUCAAGUUUGGUAAAAACAGGAUCACUGGUGUUGGUGGGAGGUUUUUGGCCAGCGCGAUUCAGAAGAGCACUUCUAUAUUUGAUGUGGGAAUGUGGGGUAACUGUGUCGGCGAUGAGGGAGCAGAAGCAUUUGCAGAAGCUCUGAGGCGCCACCCCAGUCUGACCAACCUCAGUCUCGCAGCCAAUAGCAUCACAUCUAAAGGUGGCAAGUGCCUGGCAGAAGCGCUGAAAGAGAACAGCGUCCUCAGGAUAUUCUGGUUGGUGCAGAAUGAGUUGACUGAUGAAGCAGCUCCACACUUUGCCCAGUUGGUCCAGGCGAACACAGGUUUAUGCCACCUCUGGUUAAUCAGCAACCACUUCACUGUGGAUGGGAUCAAACACCUCGCUGCGGCCCUGGCUCACAACACAGCACUCAAAGAAAUAUGUGUGAAGGGAAACAAGCUCUCUGAGGAGGAAGAGAAACAGUUUGUGGCAGAGAAAAGACUGCGGUUCCACUGAUGGGCACUCACGUGAGACGUGCAUGUACUGCUGAGAAAUGUCUGUAUGGCACAACAGAUGUAGUGUAUGUUCUGUUCUAGGGCUGCACGAUAUUUUGCUUCAUCGUCUACAUCGUGAUGUGCGCGUGCGCGAUAGUCACAUUGCAGGACUCGGCGAUGUUGACGCUAAAACUUUUUUGCUGCUUGAUAGAAAAGUCAACUUUCACCGUUCUCCUUUUAAAUGAUCAUUUUUACAUUGUCAUUUGCCUUUAAGACAGGUAGCCAUGUGGGCAGCAUGUGUAUGUGAUGUAACGUUAGUCCGACGGGGUUUAUUGUCAUGGGAAGUGAAGCUCUCCGUGUGUAGAAAACAAGUAAGUCUCUCUCCACAACGCCUACCUCCUAUUGCGCCAUUUUGAUGCAAACAAGCCAUCACCCGCCAUUAGCAUCCCAUUGACUGCCAUUGAUUUUGACGUCACUUUGACAGCGAAUA